CCCUCAGCUAUUGUCUCCCCCCCAACUACAGCUUCUGUCCCACCGGCUUGUGGUUCUCCAUUGAUCUCAAGUAGGAUAGUGGGAGGCUCUAAUGCCACAGAUGGAGAGUGGCCCUGGCAGAUCAGUAGUGGCUUCAAAGGUUCACACAUCUGUGGGGGGUCUGUGAUCUCCAACCGGUGGAUUCUGACAGCCGCCCACUGCUUUGAAAAUUCCUGGUCUCCAUCAGACUAUGAGGUUCAGCUGGGUGCAUACCAGUUGUUUCAGACAAGUCCUAAUGAGAUCAUAUCCAGUGUGGAGAGAAUUAUUGUGAACUCAGAGUAUGUCCACCCAUCAAAUGGUGCAGAUAUUGCCUUACUGAACCUAACAAGCCCCAUCACUUACACAAAGUACAUCCUACCCAUCUGCCUACCUUCAACAUCUGACAGCUUCAAUGAAGGCAUGGAAUGUUGGGUAACUGGAUGGGGCACAACUGUCUAUGAAGCAAAACCUCACACCCUGCAAGAAGUGAUGACCCCACUUAUUAGUAGGGCAAGUUGUAACCAAAUGUACCACCUCGACUCCCAGACCAGUGCUAGUAUUGAGAUAAGUCCAUCAGACCAGAUCUGUGCUGGAUUUGCAGCUGGGCAGAAGGACUCCUGUCAGGGAGACUCUGGGGGACCACUUGUCUGUAAAUUACAGGGAAUCUGGUAUCAGAUCCGCAUUGUGAGUUGGGGAGAAGGUUGUGCAGAUAAAAACCGACCUGGAGUUUAUACCUUGGUACCUGCUUAUCAGUCAUGGCUCUCCUUAUACAGUGCAACAGAGAAUACAAUUAAAGUAGACAGUUUCAACACAGAAAACAGUGUACCCACAACAGCAACCACCACACAGAAGACAACAACAUCUUCUUCAUCUUACUUAAGUAACUCAGCACUCCUGUUUGGUGCCGGCUUCCUGCUCUGCAUAUGGAACAUUGUGAUGACUAAGGACUAA
Xenopus laevis (African clawed frog) is the source of this 969-nucleotide messenger RNA. Its product is annotated as serine protease 27-like. The transcript is spliced from 5 exons. The annotation marks the transcript as partial. Lineage: Eukaryota; Metazoa; Chordata; Amphibia; Anura; Pipidae. The record is from RefSeq and is a predicted model, not a curated record.